AGUGUAAUGCAUGCAUUCAUGGGCUUCUUGCAGUCAGCAGCUAGCACAUAGUUCGAUAAAGGCCAAUCCCAUGGGCUAUCGAUCGGAACUUUAGCCACCAUCCCUUUCUCCAGAUCUUCGAUCAUAUCUAUCCAGACUCUACAGUAACCGACUUAAUUGUUCUUUGUAGCUAGCGUGUUAUUAUAUAUAUGACCAUCUCUUAAUUAAUUGUAGGAAGAUCUAUACCUGAACUAAGUGGCCGGCUGGCUAAUAGAAGUGGAAAGCAUCCAAAAGGCGAUCGAUAGCAUAGAUAAGAAGCAAGGUCAGAGGAACGAUCCGAAGACUUGUAGGAUCAAACAUUGGUAGUUCUUGACUUUUGAGUAAGGUCCCUUUGAGUAAAUGGAGGGAGGUUUGAAAACGAAACUGUUGCUAAGUGAAGGUGAAAAGCCCAACCAAAAUGAGUUACUGCAAGACCGGAACACAGUUACUGCUCUCAGAUGUGAUUUCUUCUCCAACUUACCAGACAAAGUUCGGUCUGGCUUUGAUCCCGAGGCCCCUUUUCAUCUAAACCUCUCUAAAACUACUGGCUUGAUAAAAGGGGAGAAGGAAUACUAUGAGAAACAAUUUGCCACCUUAAGGUCUUUUGAGGAAGUUGACUCUCUAGAGUCACCCAAUGUGAUUGAUGCUGAGCAAGAUCGAAAAGAACAAGCCCAACAUGAGAGAGCAAUGAAAAUUUCUAAUUUGGCAAAUGCCCUUCUGCUUGCUUUAAAGAUAUAUGCUACACUGAAGAGUGGAUCCUUAGCUAUUGCAGCUUCAACUCUAGAUUCUUUGCUAGAUGUUAUGGCUGGUGGUAUACUUUGGUUCACACACUUGUCUAUGAAAAACAUAAAUAUCUACAAGUAUCCUAUCGGAAAGUUGAGAGUGCAACCAGUAGGCAUUGUCAUAUUUGCAGCUGUCAUGGCUACUCUUGGCUUUCAAGUUCUUGUCCUGGCCUUAAAACAACUUAUCGAAGACACACCCUCCGAAAAGAUGACUUCAGAAAAGUUGAUCUGGUUGUAUGCAAUCAUGCUGAUAGCUGCUGGCGUCAAACUUGUUCUUUGGUGGUACUGUAGAAGCUCGGGAAACACAAUCGUCCGUGCCUAUGCCAAGGAUCAUUACUUUGAUGUGGUCACAAAUGUGGUUGGCUUGGUUGCUGCUGUUCUUGGAGACGAAUUCUAUUGGUGGAUAGAUCCAGUUGGUGCUAUCAUCCUCGCAUUCUAUACAAUUUCUAAUUGGUCCGGAACUGUCCUAGAAAAUGCAGUCUCUUUGGUUGGACAAUCAGCUCCACCUGAAGUCUUACAGAAACUCACAUAUCUCAUCCUAAGGCACCACAGUUUAAUCAGACAUGUCGACACAGUCAGGGCCUACACCUUUGGGGUUCUCUAUUUUGUCGAGGUUGACAUUGACCUGCCCGAAGAUUUGCCAUUCAAAGAAGCACAUGCAAUUGGAGAAUCAUUGCAAAUAAAGAUCGAAGAGCUCCCUGAAGUCGAGCGGGCAUUUGUUCAUCUUGAUUAUGACUGUGAUCACAAGCCAGAGCACUCUGUUCUAAGUAGGCUCCCCAACAGCCAUCCUUGAUAAUGAUUCAGAGUUUGCCAUGAAAUAAUACUAGUACUUGUUUUUCUGUCAACUUGAUUUGUACCAUGAGGAAGUAUCAAGAAUUGAAACCUUACGUGUUAGAGAAUGUGAGAAACAUAUAUAUAUAUAUAUAUAUAUAUAUGGGGGCGGAUCCGUGGCCACCUAAAUUAUAGUUAGGAUUAUACUCCAAAUCUUGUCCAUUAAUUCUAAUAACAAUCAACGGUUGAGAUUAAAGACAA
This is a messenger RNA of Rosa rugosa (rugosa rose), 1832 nucleotides long. RefSeq names its product metal tolerance protein 4-like. NCBI's taxonomy places the organism in Eukaryota, Viridiplantae, Streptophyta, Magnoliopsida, Rosales, Rosaceae. Gene Ontology annotation, biological process: transmembrane transport; monoatomic cation transport. The coding region runs from base 379 to 1593 and encodes 404 amino acids. The record is from RefSeq and is a predicted model, not a curated record. The transcript is spliced from 8 exons. Gene Ontology annotation, molecular function: manganese ion transmembrane transporter activity. Gene Ontology annotation, cellular component: membrane.